Messenger RNA from Penicillium chermesinum, 1329 nucleotides. RefSeq lists its product as uncharacterized. NCBI's taxonomy places the organism in Eukaryota, Fungi, Ascomycota, Eurotiomycetes, Eurotiales, Aspergillaceae. The record is from RefSeq and is a predicted model, not a curated record. The coding region runs from base 1 to 1329 and encodes 442 amino acids. Gene Ontology annotation, molecular function: monooxygenase activity; FAD binding. Gene Ontology annotation, biological process: secondary metabolite biosynthetic process. The transcript has 8 exons.
AUGGUGAUCAGUUACCGAGGAUAUCGAGAUGACCCGAGGCUGAAGACCAGGAGCUCACCUGAACCAGCGUCAAAUGGCACCUGGAUCUCACUUAAUAUCGCCGUUGUUGGGGCAGGAAUAUGUGGACUGGUGGCUGCUGUUGCGCUGGCUCGUCAGAACCACACGAUCACUAUAUACGAGCAAUCCGAUGAACUCUCAGAGGUGGAAACAGGCAUUCAAAUCCCGCCUAAUUCCGCACGUCUUCUCUUGAAGCUGGGACUGGGUCCUUAUCUACAGAACUACGUCACGGAGCCCCAGCAGAUGUCCAUGCGCCGAUGGAAGAGCGGAAACGUAAUUGGCUACACUCGAAUGGGGACCGAGCUCCGCAAGCAAUUCGAGGCGCCUUACUGGGUCGUCCAUCGUGGGGACUACCAUAAAGCACUUCAUGAUUUGGCUGUUGACUUGGGCGUCACUAUCAAACUUGGCUCGAAGGUUGUCUCAUACGACAGUGCUGCACCUAGCAUCUCUUUAGAAGAUGGCCAAAUAAUCAGCGCAGACCUAGUGAUAGCGGCUGACGGUGUGCUUUCGAAGGCCCGAAAGAUAGUUUUGGGGGAUGCAGACCGACCGCCUCACCUCACAGGCUUUGCGGCGUACCAUGCUGUAGUUGAUAUGGAUCGAAUGCGCGAGGAUCCCGAGAUUUCUUGGCUUUUGGAGAAGCCGUCGCUCAACCUCUGGGUUGGCGAUAACCGGCAUGUGAUGAGCUAUCCUCUCAGCUCCGACAAAACCUUCAAUAUGGUGUUAUCUCAUCCUGAUAAUUCGGACGGCACAGAGUGCGGCGAUAACUCUGAAAAGCAUCUACCGGACAUGCAGGAGGAAUUUGCCGGCUGGGAUCCGGUCUUGAUGAAGAUCAUCGGCCUGAUCGAUAGCACUAUUAAAAGGCCCCUAUACAGCGGCUCGCUGACCAGUCGACUGGUGCGUGGCAAGCUGAUAAUCCUAGGCGACGCGGCUCAUUCCAUGCUGCCAUAUAUGUCGCAAGGUACCGCGAUGGAUGUCGAAGACAGUGUCGCUCUCGCGCAAAGCCUAAGUAGAAUUACAGCAAAGUCUCAGAUUCCGUUAGCAUUGUCGAUCUUCGAGACUGUUCGCGUUGAGAGGGCCGUGCAGGUCCAAGAGGCUAGCCUUCUGAAUGGGAAAAUUUGGCAUUUCCCAGAUGGCCCUGUCCAGAAGGCUCGAGAUCUUGCCAUGAUGCCGGAAGUCAAAGGGCAGUCAUUUUCGCACAGCCCAAACCAAUGGAGCGAUCCCACGACGCAAAUGUGGUCUUAUGGAAAGGGAAAUAAAUCUGGAAUGGUCUAG